Molecule: messenger RNA, 1865 nt
Organism: Alosa alosa (allis shad)
Lineage: Eukaryota; Metazoa; Chordata; Actinopteri; Clupeiformes; Clupeidae
Product: mucin-22-like
Exons: 3
Coding region: 84-1865 (593 amino acids)
Source: RefSeq, a predicted model, not a curated record
GCUGGCAGACGCUGGCCUCAUCCAUUCUGACUAGGCUGGCAGACGGAGUGGAUCUCCAACAUCUCGUCUCUGUUUCGGAGUUCAUGAGGCAAAUGGAGUUCAUGACACAAAUGGCGCCUACAGGACAGCGCAUCUGCCUCGUGGUCAUCUUCCUCAGUCUGACGCUCACAACAGAGACUACAACAAUUCAAGCGACCCCUUCAAGUCAAAAUCUCCGAACUCAAUCACCUACUUCAGAUGGAACAACCACGGUUGACACCACAAUAGUUUCAAGUUCUAGUACCCAACCUGAAUCGACAACCACGGUUGACACCACAACGGUUUCAAGUUCUAGUACCCAACCUGAAUCGACAACCACAGAUGACACCACAAUAGUUUCAAGUUCUAGUACCCAACCUGAAUCGACAACCACGGUUGACACCACAACGGUUUCAAGUUCUAGUACCCAACCUGAAUCGACAACCACAGAUGACACCACAACGGUUUCAAGUUCUAGUACCCAACCUGAAUCGACAACCACAGAUGACACCACAACGGUUUCAAGUUCUAGUGCUCAACCUGAGUUGACAACAAGUUCAGAAGGAACAACCAUAAUUGACACCACAACGGUUUCAAGUUCUAGUACCCAACCUGAAUUGACAACAAGUUCAGAAGGAACAACCAUAAUUGACACCACAACGGUUUCAAGUUCUAGUACCCAACCUGAAUCGACAACCACAGAUGACACCACAACGGUUUCAAGUUCUAGUGCCCAACCUGAAUCGACAACCACGGUUGACACCACAACGGUUUCAAGUUCUAGUGCCCAACCUGAAUCGACAGUAAGUUCAGAAGGAACAACCAUAGUUGACACCACAACGGUUUCAAGUUCUAGUGCCCAACCUGAAUCGACAACCAUGGUUGACACCACAACGGUUUCAAGUUCUAGUGCUCAACCUGAGUUGACAACAAGUUCAGAAGGAACAACCAUAAUUGACACCACAACGGUUUCAAGUUCUAGUACCCAACCUGAAUUGACAACAAGUUCAGAAGGAACAACCAUAAUUGACACCACAACGGUUUCAAGUUCUAGUACCCAACCUGAAUCGACAACCACAGAUGACACCACAACGGUUUCAAGUUCUAGUACCCAACCUGAAUCGACAACAACAGAUGACACCACAACGGUUUCAAGUUCUAGUGCUCAACCUGAGUUGACAACAAGUUCAGAAGGAACAACCAUAAUUGACACCACAACGGUUUCAAGUUCUAGUACCCAACCUGAAUUGACAACAAGUUCAGAAGGAACAACCAUAAUUGACACCACAACGGUUUCAAGUUCUAGUACCCAACCUGAAUCGACAACCACAGAUGACACCACAACGGUUUCAAGUUCUAGUGCCCAACCUGAAUCAACAACCACGGUUGACACCACAACGGUUUCAAGUUCUAGUGCCCAACCUGAAUCGACAGUAAGUUCAGAAGGAACAACCAUAGUUGACACCACAACGGUUUCAAGUUCUAGUGCCCAACCUGAAUCGACAACCAUGGUUGACACCACAACGGUUUCAAGUUCUAGUGCUCAACCUGAAUCGACAACCACGGUUGACACCACAACGGUUUCAAGUUCUAGUACCCAACCUGAAUCGACAACAAGUUCAGAAGGAACAACCAUAAUUGACACCACAACGGUUUCAAGUUCUAGUACCCAACCUGAAUCGACAACCACAGAUGACACCACAACGGUUUCAAGUUCUAGUACCCAACCUGAAUCGACAACAAGUUCAGAAGGAACAACCAUAAUUGACACCACAACGGUUUCAAGUUCUAGUACCCAACCUGAAUCGACAACCACAGAUGACACCACAACGGUUUUCAAGUUCUAG